AGCAGGGCCACCAGGCAGAGCGGGACAGCCAGGAGGAAGGGCAACUUGGCAGAGCCUCAGGAUGGACCCCUUUGAGGACACGCUGCGGCGACUGCGGGAGGCCUUCCACGCGGGGUGCACACGGCCAGCUGAGUUCCGGGCUGCGCAGCUCCGAGGCCUGGGCCGCUUCCUGCAAGAAAACAAGCAGCUUCUGCACGACGCACUGGCCCAGGACCUGCACAAGUCAGCCUUCGAGUCGGAGGUGUCUGAGGUUGCCAUCAGCCAGGGCGAGGUCACCCUGGCCCUCAGGAACCUCCGGGCCUGGAUGAAGGACGAGCGUGUGCCCAAGAACCUGGCCACGCAGCUGGACUCCGCCUUCAUCCGGAAGGAGCCCUUUGGCCUAGUCCUCAUCAUUGCGCCCUGGAACUAUCCCCUGAACCUG
Messenger RNA from Nomascus leucogenys (northern white-cheeked gibbon), 421 nucleotides. RefSeq names its product aldehyde dehydrogenase family 3 member B1-like. The transcript is spliced from 4 exons. Gene Ontology annotation, cellular component: cytoplasm. Gene Ontology annotation, biological process: aldehyde metabolic process. Gene Ontology annotation, molecular function: aldehyde dehydrogenase (NAD+) activity. Lineage: Eukaryota; Metazoa; Chordata; Mammalia; Primates; Hylobatidae. The annotation marks the transcript as partial. The record is from RefSeq and is a predicted model, not a curated record.